This is a messenger RNA of Cynoglossus semilaevis (tongue sole), 864 nucleotides long. RefSeq names its product BRICHOS domain containing 5 (gene bricd5). The coding region runs from base 1 to 696 and encodes 231 amino acids. The transcript is spliced from 6 exons. The record is from RefSeq and is a predicted model, not a curated record. Lineage: Eukaryota; Metazoa; Chordata; Actinopteri; Pleuronectiformes; Cynoglossidae.
AUGGUGAGUUGUUGGAAAGAGACAGGAAACUGUGUGGAGGACGAGCAGUGUACGGGUGGGACGUCCAAUUCUGUCUCCGGUGCUCAUUUUCCUCACAAGGCAUUUUGGGUCAGUCUCUCAGCUUCUCUGCUUCUGCUCCUCAUUGGUCUGGGUUUGACAGGUCAUUUUGGUCUGCUUAAACCACACUCUCAGGUAUGUCAAAUUGUGAGACUUUCAGCGCCAGAUCAGACAGGAUUUCUGAUCAAUCAGUCUGCAGUAGUGGAUCAGCAGAACCACCUAGUGACCUUUACUGUGACUUCAGCUGCAAAUCAGACUUCCACAGUACUGUUUGAUAUCAAACAUGGUUUGAUAUGUUACAGACCAGAGGAACAGAACAGCUGCUUCCUGCAGAAGAUGCAACAGUUUGAUUAUGACAACAUUCAAUCCCUCCUUCAGAAGAAAGCACAUCAGAGUUAUUACCAGCUGACUGGGAAUGAGACCCAGUGGAAGACACAGUUCCUGGGGGUUCCAGCAGACAGUCGGGUGGACAUGUCCACACUUGACAAACCAUUGCAGGGUCUGUGCAACAAUAGCUCUGUCCAUUGGACCAAGAUGGCUCAUGGUCCAGGGAAACAGAGGCUGGUCUACUUCUGCAUUGACGUUUGCUUUCCCAGCAACAUCUGCGUCUCUGUCUGUUUCUACUACCUGCCGGAGUGAUGCUGGAUCUCGCAACAACAGACCAGCAGGAAAAACCAGGCACUGCAAAAUAGAAGGCAGAAAGCAACAGAACAAAAGCCUGCUUUGAUGGUUUCUAUGCCAUACAGUUGCUAGUAAAACUGUCCAAACCUCCUGAGUCCAUUUCAAUCCAUCCAAGAGGAAAACAGA